GUUGUAAGUCCCGCGUAUCCCACUUGGUCCGGCUUCCCAAUCUCCACCCUGAGACGGAAUCUUCGGGGACACCAGGAACACAUGUUUUGGAAAGUUACCGUUGCAGGGAUCCGGCCAGAAACAAAGCAGUAUAAGGCUGAAGUUCCUGCUGCAAUAUGCGUAGGUACCUGAUUUUUCAGCAGCACUAACACUCAGUGUCCACACGGCUACAUUCCAAAACACCACGCCCGCCCUCACCGACGAAUCGAGCAUCGCAAACCAAACCUCAAGUGGCGACCCCAGAUGUGCUGCUGACCCGGCAUUCCCCCAAGUUCAACUGUAUUGCAACUUGGCUCUCCUGGCCCUGUAACCAGAAUGGGCUCAGUAGGCGAGGCGAAAGCCUUCUUCAACUACCCCGAACCCCAGGAAGGCCCGGACGUUCCGUACAAGAAUGACCGGAAACCAAACCCACCGGUUCGCGGUCUCGUCCUCGUGGUCGCCGCGAUGCUCAUGGAAUCAUUCCGCUUCUUGAGAGAAAUGGUAUGGCGCAACGCUGGCUUUGGAUCGUUACGCAGGAUUACACCCUUCAUCGAGGAUUAUGAGCCGUGGUUCGAGCCAACCAUCGUCCCAUACCCAUCAUCACCCAGCACCGCCGAUAGCCCGGAAUCACCACUGCCACAGGCCCCAGAUCGCCGCCUGAGCUAUCCUAGUGCUAGGUACUACUCGGUCGAGGACUACCAUGAGUUGUAUCUCUCUGGAGAGGUGACCCCCACUGAUGUCGCCAAUGCUCUUCUGCCGCUGAUCAGGCGAGACAUCACGCCACGGGGGCCACAUUCGUUGGCAUUUUUUGACACCAAAGUCGAUCUGGUGCUCAAAGCUGCCGAGGCCUCGACGAUGAGGUACAAACAGAAGUGCCCACUGGGCCUGCUCGACGGCGUCCCCACCGCCGUCAAAGACGAGUACGAUAUGGAGGGCUACGUCACCUGCCUCGGCUCGCGGAACGACUACACUGGCUCGUCCAUCGAAGAGGACGUCAAUACCACCUGGUGCGUGCGUAAGCUCGAGGCGGCAGGAGUGGUCAACCUGGGCAAGCUGUCGAUGCACGAGUUCGGUCUUGAUACGACGGGCAACAACCCCGUAUAUGGCACCCCUCGCAACCCCCACAACGUUGAUUACUACACGGGGGGCUCGUCCUCGGGAACCGGCUACGCCGUCAGCGCAGGUCUCAUCCCGGUCGGUCUCGGAAGCGACGGCGGCGGCAGCAUCCGGAUCCCCGCCGGCAUGUGCGGCGUCUUCGGACUCAAGCCCACCAACGGGCGAAUCUCGUUCAAGCCGGGCCAGAACCACUGUGUGACCUGCGCCGUCCUGGGCCCCAUGGCGUCCGAUAUUCGGUCGCUCGCCGCCAUGUUCGAGGUCAUCGCCCAGCCGCACCCAACGUCGCACUUCCCGCCGCUGCCCCCGAUCCGCCUGAACCCGACAGCCAGGCGGGCCAAGCUGCUCGGCAUCCCCGAGGCGUGGUUCGCGCGCUCGACGCCCGCGAUCCAACGCCUGUGCCGCAGCAUGGUGGAGCGCCUAGUCUCGGAGUACGGCUACACGACCGUGGCCAUCGACAUCCCGCUCCUGCCUGAGGGCCAGAUCGCGCACGCCAUGACGGUGCUCACCGACGCGGCGACGCUCCUACCCGACACGCGCAACCUAACGGCGGCCAACAAGAUCCUGCUGGCCAUCGGGCGCGUCACGCCGUCGACCGACUACAUGCUCGCCCAGAAGCUCCGCCGCGCCCUGAUGCAACACCUGGCCCACUUAUGGCGGCGUCACGGCGGCGACAUGCUCAUCGUCACCCCGACCACCAGCUGCGCCGGCUGGCCCAUCCUCUCGGCCGCCGAGCUGCGCCAUGGCGUCUCCGACGGCGACCGGACCGUCAGGACCAUGGAGUACGUCUGGCUGGCCAACUUCUGCGGUCUGCCCUCGCUGAGCGUUCCGGCCGGCUUCGUCGCGCCCGAGGGGACGCCCGGCGCGGGAAACGAGGCCGGCGCGGGCGUCCCAGGUAGGGUCCCAGUCGGCCUGAUGGUGACGGCCGAGUGGUGCGCCGAGGAGCGGCUGUUGCAGUUCGGGCUGGAUGCCGAGCAGGCCGGCGCCGAUAGGAGGGCCAGGCCGCCCGUCUGGGUUGACGUCGUUGCUUUGGCGAAGCACGAGAGCCCCUAGGAUUUGUGCAAGUUUGGUGCUUCCAGGAAUUGGUAUUAGAAAGGGAGUUUUGUUCGACCGAUCUAAACAGGGUUUGGUACAUGUAUGUGCGUAGAUAUCCAGAUAUCCAUGGUUAGAUAGGUAGGCAAUUGUUAUAGAUUUCAAAAUGUUCGCUUGUUAUAGGACGCACCCACGAGCGGGGCUGGGGAAGACACAGCCCUUUCGACUUGGCAAGUCGCAGAGCACUAGAGAGCAUAGGUUGCUCACGUUGUACCGGUGUAAACACCAGAAUCACCAGCUGUCCUGGUACAUACGUAGUCUCCAAGGCAAAUAAGGUACCCGGCUUCAGGAUCCUCAUAUCUGUGCUCUUGAUAGCCACCACGAGACAAUACCUGUAUGUAUCCCACUGUAGAUGUCGUGUUCGCGGGGUAGCAAAGAGCCGC
This is a messenger RNA of Phialemonium atrogriseum, 2606 nucleotides long. RefSeq names its product putative glutamyl-tRNA amidotransferase. The transcript has 3 exons. The coding region runs from base 355 to 2184 and encodes 609 amino acids. The record is from RefSeq and is a predicted model, not a curated record. Gene Ontology annotation, molecular function: catalytic activity. Lineage: Eukaryota; Fungi; Ascomycota; Sordariomycetes; Cephalothecales; Cephalothecaceae.